Messenger RNA from Drosophila takahashii, 1704 nucleotides. RefSeq lists its product as uncharacterized. Gene Ontology annotation, cellular component: nucleus; microtubule; kinesin complex. Gene Ontology annotation, biological process: microtubule-based movement. The record is from RefSeq and is a predicted model, not a curated record. NCBI's taxonomy places the organism in Eukaryota, Metazoa, Arthropoda, Insecta, Diptera, Drosophilidae. Gene Ontology annotation, molecular function: microtubule binding; ATP hydrolysis activity; microtubule motor activity.
AUUCCGGCGGGUCUUCGGCGAGCGCGCCACACAGGCUCAGGUCUACAAGGUUAUAUCGGAGUCGGUGCUCCGGCAGAUCUUCAUGGGCGGCAGUGGGCUGAUCCUCUUGACCGGAGCGAGUGCCAGUGGCAAGAGUUACUCCCUCCUCGGGACCAAGAACGAUGGGGGAAUACUACGUCGCUGCCUGGACUCCAUUUUCCGUUCCGUGGGCUGUGAUCUCGUCGAGCGUUAUCUCGUGCAGGCGGAUAAGCUAGGAGCCGGUUUCACCUGCAUCCCAUCGCGAACUGCCCAAAAGUUGGCCGCCCAGGAGGAUCGCCUAAUGCAGGACGUCCAGCCCGCCAAUCUCAAUCCGAAUCCGAAUCCGAAUCGCAUUUGCAGCUGGCAGCUAAAUGGGGUGAAGAUAACGAUGCUUCACAAGCGGCGUGCCUGCUUCCUGGGCCUGCUGAUCGUCCAGGACAGCAGCUACUAUGAUCUGUUCAAUCAUCGCAGCGAGGCGGAGGGCAGGCCGGCAUCGUUGACCCUGCGGGAGGAUCGUCGUGGCAGGUGCUUCGCCCUGGGCGCCAAUCGGCUGGAGAUUCGCAGUGCCGAGGAGGCCGAGCUGAUGGUCAAGGCGGCGCUGCAGAAGAGGGAUGCUUGGAGCCUCCAUGGCGGCAGCCAUCUGGUGGUCAACAUCUAUCUGGUGGUCUACGAUAAUAUCCGGCAUCAGCAGCUCCUCGAAUGCGGUCAGAUAACGAUUGUGAAGGUCUUAGCCCCCCGAACCGUUCAUUCGGCCAACACUCGAAGGCCAUGUGGAGCUCUGAAGACAGUCUACACCCUGCGCAGCUGCAUCUCGACGCUGCACAGCAACCAGAUGGACGUGCUGAAGGGCAGGCAGCCCAGGAAGAGGCCACCCUGCCGGGAGACGAGUCUCACCCAGCUGCUGCGGCACUUCUUCGAUGUUAGCACCCUGGCGAGCGUCGUCUGUUUGGCCACCAUUAGCCAGGAGUGGAAUCAGGUUUUGGAUAAUGUGCGUGCUCUAAGAUUCGCUGAGGAAACCGUCUACAUUCGCGAUGAGGAGCAGGCCAAUGGGGGUGAAGGUGAGAAGCCCACCGAGGAUGAUUCGAACUACUUCUCCACCUUUCUGGACAAGAACUUCAGGCCCAACUAUCGGGCCAUCCGCACGGUAAUACCCAUCGAGCUGCCGCCCUUCCAGGAGGUCCAAUCGCUGAUCUCCCUGCUGAGGUCUCAGAUCACGAGGCGCAAGCAGCUGAUGGCGUCUUCGCAGGGUCUCAGCAAGGAGUUCCUCGAGAGAAUGCAGGGCCGGAGGGAUGAGGUCUUCGCCCUGCAGGCCACCGCUUUGAGGGAACUCAAGCAGACGAUCUACGAGACGGGAAGCCUGGUGGACCAACUGGAGGUGGUCCACGAACCGGUGGCCUACGGCAAGAUCUCCGUGCAGGCCCAGCAGGCCGAGAAGCGGGCCCAAAUUGCCGAGAACCUGCUGCACGGGCGCAACGAGCAGCUGGAGCGACAUGUCAGCCUCACCGAGCACAAGGAGACCGCCGCCUUCGAGGCGACCACAACUGGCGAUGCCAGGAGGCGCAAGGCCCAGCAGGAGGAGGCGGUCAAGGCCCGGCCUAUAUGGCAUAAUUACUAGAAGAUCGAACCUGUCUGUGUUCUCAUCAACAGGUGAUCCUGGAUCUCUAAGGCCAUUCCUUCAAGCUUCUG